This is a messenger RNA of Cajanus cajan (pigeon pea), 1965 nucleotides long. RefSeq names its product sugar transport protein 1. Gene Ontology annotation, molecular function: monosaccharide transmembrane transporter activity. Gene Ontology annotation, cellular component: membrane. Gene Ontology annotation, biological process: monosaccharide transmembrane transport. NCBI's taxonomy places the organism in Eukaryota, Viridiplantae, Streptophyta, Magnoliopsida, Fabales, Fabaceae. The record is from RefSeq and is a predicted model, not a curated record.
AGAGAGAUUUGUAAAGUCAAAAUAUUAUAAAAUAAAAAAUAUUAAAGAUAUUAAUUAAAAGAUAAAUAGAGUGAAUUUUAUCUAAAAUCUAUAAUCUGGAAGUGUUGAUAAUUAAUUGAUUAUCUCUUGUUUGUAUUAAUUAUCCUUGAACUGCUUAUAUAUUUGAAGCUAUGGAAGCGUUGUUGAGCACUCACUCACCUUUCUCCCUCUCUCAGUGGCUGCUCAUAAAGCUCUCCCUCAGUCACUACUCACAAAUCUCUGAAUUUUAUUGUAUUCCCUCCAUCAGUUAGCAAAAUGGCAGGAGGUGUGAUAGCAGGAGGCAAUGCCUCUGGAAAAGAUUAUCCCGGAAAGCUUACUUUCAGGGUUUUCAUCACUUGUUUGGUUGCUGCAUUUGGAGGGCUAAUUUUUGGCUACGAUCUCGGCAUCUCAGGUGGAGUUACAUCAAUGGAUCCAUUUUUAAAGAAGUUUUUCCCGGAUGUGUACCAAAAGGAGCACAACAUACAGGCCUCGGUGAACCAGUACUGCAAAUUCGACAGCCAAAUAUUAACGUUGUUUACAUCCUCUCUAUACUUGGCCGCUCUUGUGUCAUCCAUCGGAGCAUCAACGGUAACUCGAGUAUUUGGAAGAAGACUUACCAUGAUUUCUGGUGGUGUGCUUUUCUUGGCUGGUGCUGGAUUGAAUGCAUUCGCCCAACGCGUGUGGAUGCUUAUUGUUGGUCGUUUGCUUCUUGGUUGCGGCAUCGGAUGUUCCAAUCAGUCUGUGCCAAUUUACGUGUCCGAGAUUGCUCCCUACAAGUACAGAGGAGCUCUUAACAUGAUGUUCCAGUUGUUGAUCACGAUAGGCUUAUUUGUAGCCAAUGUUCUAAACUACGUUUUCUCCAAAAUGGAGAACGGAGAAGGCUGGCGCUACAGUUUGGGUUUUGCUGCAGUUCCUGCAAUAAUGAUUAUCUUAGGUGCAAUCUUUCUCCCCGAUACACCCAGUUCCUUGAUCGAGCGUGGUAAAGAGGAGGAAGCCAAGAGAGAGUUGAUAAAGAUUCGCGGCACUAGUGACGUUGAGGAAGAGUUUAAGGAUUUGGUUGCAGCGAGUGAAUCGUCGAAAGCGGUGCAACACCCUUGGGCUUCUUUGCUGACGAGGCACUACAGACCCCAUCUCACCAUGGCCAUUGCCAUUCCAGCCUUUCAGCAACUCACUGGCAUGAAUGUCAUAACAUUCUACGCUCCUGUUUUGUUUAAAACCAUUGGAUUCGGUGCCAAUGCUUCCCUCAUGUCUGCUAUGAUCACUGGAGGUUGUAACGCCGUCGCCACUCUUGUUUCCAUUGCUUCGGUUGACAAAUUUGGUAGACGUACUCUUUUCUUACUUGGUGGAGCUCAAAUGUUUGUCUGUCAGAUGUUGAUAACAGUGGCAAUUGCAUAUAAGUUCGGAAUAAAUGGAAACCCUGGUGUGUUGCCGACAUGGUAUGCGAUGGGAGUGGUGAUAGCUAUAUGUGUGUAUGUGGCCGGAUUUGCAUGGUCAUGGGGUCCUUUAGGAUGGUUGGUACCCAGUGAGAUUUUCCCACUUGAAGUUCGAUCUGCUGCUCAAAGUAUCAAUGUUUCCACCAACAUGAUCUUCACUUUUGCCAUUGCCCAAAUUUUCACCGCCAUGUUGUGUCACAUGAAGUUUGGACUGUUCAUUUUCUUCGGAGUUUUUGUGGUGAUCAUGAAUAUCUUCAUCUACAAGUUUCUUCCAGAAACUAAAGGAGUCCCAAUAGAAGAAAUGCAUUGUGUGUGGCAACAACACCCUUACUGGAAAAAAUUCGUCAAACCGGCUGAGAAGCAGGCUGAAGCAGAGUGUUAGGAUGCAUCUUUUUUUUUUUUUUUAAUUACAUUCUUUUUACAUGUAUUGGGAGUAGUAGUAUUUUAAAGUUGUUAUUAGGAACAUUGUUGUUAUCACAUUUUAAAUUUUUUUUAUAACAAUUGUUUAGAUCGA